Messenger RNA from Trichobilharzia szidati, 908 nucleotides. The record is from the annotation of a GenBank genome assembly. NCBI's taxonomy places the organism in Eukaryota, Metazoa, Platyhelminthes, Trematoda, Strigeidida, Schistosomatidae.
AUGCAUGUAUCCGACAAUAGAUUACUUGAUCAGAAUAAACUGAAUCCUAUUGAAUCAUGGCCGAGAAAUACACUACACAGUUUUGAAUCUCCUUACUAUGCUGGUAGUCGAAAGGACAAAUACACUAAACCGUUGAAUCAUUCAGCUGAAAUAUGUGAACGUUGGUUAGGCAAUCAAGAUGACUAUACUGACAGAAAAGAUCCACUCGAUUUAUCUGACUUACCAAAUUAUAAAAUGACGAGUAAUUAUCUGCAAAACACUCAUGGUUUUACAUAUCAAUUAGAUGAAAAAGUUUCCAGUUCAGAGUAUAGUGAAGCAGAACGAGAUGGACAGCUGGACUAUCAGCGACCAUCCAAUACUGAUCUACUGACAAACACUCCUUAUGAUGAUUCAUGCUACAAAAGUGAUAUAAAUUCUUCACGCUAUAAGCAUGAAAAAACUGAUCAUGGUCUAUUUGACGUGAAAAAUCAGAUUUCAGUGGAAAGUGCUAAAAAGAUGUUAAGUUCACGGAAUUCUUCAUCAAAUCGUGCUUAUUCUGCAGAAAAACAGAAUAAAUUAUCUGCAUAUCAUAUCAAAGCACAUACUGUACAACAUGGUAUACCAACAGGAAAUUUACCAAAUGGAUCAACAAUUGCAGCUAAUAUCCUGGUUCAUCGACAUCAACCAGUUAGUCAUCAAGUGAUGACAAAGACUGCAGGAGUUAAUUUCUCACGAUGUCUACAUCCUCCUCCCCCUCCUGCUCACCAUCAUCAGCAGCAACAUUCAUCUACACCACGGCUAUGUUCUGACUCAUAUUCACAUAAACAUGUCUGAUCUUAAUCAAUUGAUUGAUUUAAUAUGUUAAUUUAUCAUUAUUUCUAAUCUUUGAUGAAUACAUAUUUGUGUAGUGCAGUAUUUUCUUACAUAUC